CCUUCUUAGAUUCUUCAGUCAGACAACCUGAACUCAACAUGGCGUCCGACUCCCACAAGGGCCGACACCGGCCCAUCAAGGAGGCUCUGGAGCCGAUAUCAAAUCCAUACAUGUCUACACUGAACGACACGCUGCACAUUGCCAAGGAGGUGGUCAUGGGUUCUCUUCAGUCCGAUUACAGACGUUCAGAGAGUGUCAGGAUAUUAUCUGAUUUGGCUCCAAGUCUCAUGCAACCACGGAUCAUGGCUGCCGCUCAGAACUCGUCAUCUGCUCGCGGUGUCGUCACUGCUCCUCCCCCUCGACCCAACGCGCUGCUCCGCCUGCCAACUUCGUUUCCGGCUGGGCUGACCGGUAUACCCCCGCGUGCGACGUCCAACUCCCUGGCCAUCCUUGAAGCGGUGGAUCAGCUCACUCAAAUGUCGCUGGACAGGUCUAUCGGGCAAGAAGAGCAUCCGUCUCUCAUCCGUGGUUUCAGAGCUACUGUCCCGUCCUCCGAAUUGCCCAAACAGAGACGGCGUCUGAUACGAGGUGGGAUGGUGGAUGCCGAUCUGGGGCUUGGAUCCGAGAAGAUGGGAUUGAAGAGACUUGGCGAUCGAGCUCGAGGAUUAUUAACAGACGGUGCGGACGAUACUCCUGAGCCUUCUCGAAGACGUCGUCGGAGGCAUAGAAGAGGCGGGUCUUUUGGUCGGCAGUCGCUCAAGUGGGAGGACUUGGUCAAACAAGCGGACGAGAUUGCUCUAGAUAAGGAGAAUCUUCACGUCCGAACUUCCCUGAUACACUCCGAGAUCAACGAAGUGUCGGCCAAAAUAGAUACACUUGAGGAGAUAAGGAGGCGACUCGAGGCAUCCCUCCUUCGUCUUCAGGAAGAACGUCUUGAGCUCGAUGACGAGCUAGAGGGUGUUCAAGAGCUUUUGUCGGACCCUAAUGUCAUGCGAGACGCGAAAACGAUCUCCGCCAUUGAGCAUCAGGAAAACGGUACGCCAGUCAGGAGUUCGAGACGUCGUAAAGGCCCGGCAUUCUUGCCUUCGGAGCACGAUGAGCUGCCUCCGAACGUGGCGUUCAUGACUAUGCGAGCACACGAAGGUAGUGUGACCGCAUUGGAUUUCAAUGAGCCCUAUGGAUUACUGGUGACCGGAGGAGACGACGGGAAGGCAAAAGUGUGGGAUUUAUGCGAUGGUACGCAGAUCGGAGAGCUCCGAGGUCAUUUUGGAGCAGUCAAGGCAUUACAAGUCGAGGAUACACUCUGUCUGACUGGUGGGACGGAUGGAAAUAUCAAGCUUUGGGAUCUGCGAAUUGUCGAGGAAUACGAGGAGCGACGUCAAAAGUUUGCAAACGACGUCCCUGCGAGCCCUCUGAAGCCUAUUAAAGAGAUUGAUGCGGAGGACGAGGGAGAGUUCUGGGACGAGGGACCGAGUCAAUUCUCAAUCACCUCGAAUUUGACAACCUUGUCCCAGGUAGAAGACGAGGGACCAUGUGUUAGGACGCUUGAGGGGCACAGUAAAGCUGUGACCGCGCUAUACUACGAGGACAGGGUCUUGGUGACCGGCUCGCAAGACAAGACGAUCCGGGUCUGGAGCGUCGAGACUGGCCGGUGCGAGAUGACCAUGGACCUGCUAUCAGUCAUGAGCAAUCCGCCUGAUCUUCAGCAAGUACAGACAAAACCCGGACUGUACCGCUCUUCCACCUCUUUCGGCGCCAAUCACUAUGAUGAUCUCUUGCCGUCCCCGUCUCUGAUUGGACUCUCUGGCGCGAGCUUGCUGAGCGCAGCAACUAGUCAGACGUUCUCGGUGCCUACGCCAGUGUAUAGUGAUGGCUCUUGGAGGCAAUAUGAAGAAUUCGUUUCGGGUCUGCAAUCUUGGGGUUACGCGCUUGUCAGCGGAUCGGGAGAUGGAGCUGUGCGGAUGUGGGAUCUGCGGAGUGGACAAGCCCAUCGGACACUUUUGGCGCACAGCGCUCCUGUCACAUGCCUGCAAUUCGACGAAAAUCAUAUCAUCAGUGGCAGUUUAGACCGAACCAUGAGGAUCUGGGACAUCCGGACCGGUACCGUCAUUGAGACGCAUCGAUACGAGUUCCCAGUUACGUCUCUAGGCUUUGACUCCCGUCGUGUACUGGCAUGCACUGGAGAGCCGGGCAUAGAACUGUAUAAUCGUACUUCUCACAAGCAUCAACGACUGACGACCAAUGGCCACACAAGUCCGGCCGAACGACUGAGAUUCAGCGACCGUUACCUUGUAUCUGGUGAUCGUGGCGGAAGUAUCAAAGCAUGGGCAUUAUAGAGGAGGAACCCCAGUGUAUGCAUCAAUACCGCAUGGGC
Messenger RNA from Kockovaella imperatae, 2314 nucleotides. Its product is annotated as WD40-repeat-containing domain protein. The record is from RefSeq and is a predicted model, not a curated record. The coding region runs from base 39 to 2276 and encodes 745 amino acids. The transcript has 7 exons. Gene Ontology annotation, molecular function: protein binding. Lineage: Eukaryota; Fungi; Basidiomycota; Tremellomycetes; Tremellales; Cuniculitremaceae.